Telopea speciosissima is the source of this 1278-nucleotide messenger RNA. RefSeq names its product putative disease resistance RPP13-like protein 1. The record is from RefSeq and is a predicted model, not a curated record. The transcript is spliced from 2 exons. Lineage: Eukaryota; Viridiplantae; Streptophyta; Magnoliopsida; Proteales; Proteaceae. Bases 1 to 1278 code for a protein of 425 amino acids.
AUGAAGUAUCCGCAUAAUCUCCAAGAUCUAGACCUUCAAGGGUGCUAUGAGUUACGUUCCAUGCCCAAAGGAAUUGGGAGAUUAAGUAAUCUCAAGACAUUGUCAUGGUUUCAUGUCUCGAAAGAUGAUGAUGAUGAUGGUUGUGGGAUAAGGGAGCUGAAGGAGCUGAGGCAGCUUGAGGGUGCACUUUCCAUCUGCUCACUACAGAAUGUGAUUGAUCCUUUGGAAGCUCAGGAAGCUGAUUUGAUGAGUAAACUGAAAUCACUGAUACUCCGUGGUUGUUUCCGAAUACGUGAGUUACCUAGAGGCAUGAAGUAUCUGCAUAAUCUCCAGCAUCUAGACCUUCAAGGGUGCUAUGAUUUACGUUCCAUGCCCAAAGGAAUUGGGAGAUUAAGUAAUCUCAAGACAUUGUCAUGGUUUCAUGUCUCGAAAGAUGAUGAUGAUGAUGGUUGUGGGAUAAGGGAGCUGAAGGAGCUGAGGCAGCUUGAGGGUGCACUUUCCAUCUGCUCACUACAGAAUGUGAUUGAUCCUUUGGAAGCUCAGGAAGCUGAUUUGAUGAGUAAACUGAAAGUCGAUGAGUUACAAUUUUGGUGGGAUGAAAGUGGUGAUAAAGAUGUUGAGGUUUUUCAGAGUUUAGAACCUCACACUGAGCUGAGUAGUUUAGGUAUCUUCUUUUACAGUGGGUUUACAUUUCCAAGAUGGUUGAUGAUUGAUUUGCCAAGCUACAACAAGCUAGUCUCUUUGACACUCCACAGCUGCUUUGAAUGCCGAGUCCUCCUUCCGAUUGGGGAACUACCCCUAUUUGAAUUUCUACAGUUACAAAACAUGGAGAAGUUGGAAGAGUGGUCGUCUAGCAGCAACUCUAGACAGGAGGAAACUGAUGAAUUCCCUAGCCUCCUAAGUCUAACCAUUCAAUUCUGUCGAGAACUGAGGAUACUACCACAGCCACUUCUGUCAAGUCCGAGACUAUGUGAAUUGCAUUUUGAGUGCUGUCCAAAGCUCAGGAUGUUGCCUCAUGCAGGAGCAUUAAGCAAACUCACCUCACUCAAAAAUCUUCGUCUUGGGGAUGAGAUGGAAGGGUUGAUACAAUUUCUGGAUGAGACAGAGAGUCUACCUCCAAAUCUUAAUCGCCUUUAUAUCCCUGAUUGUAUAUCGGUACCCAAGGGGUUGAGAAACCUGUCUUCAUUGAAACAUCUGGAAGUUUGUCACACUUUUAGAGCCCACUACAGCCCGGAGGAGCUCCCCGUAAAUGUCAUCGUUACUGAAAGCUGGUACUGA